Misgurnus anguillicaudatus (oriental weatherfish) is the source of this 1974-nucleotide messenger RNA. NCBI's taxonomy places the organism in Eukaryota, Metazoa, Chordata, Actinopteri, Cypriniformes, Cobitidae. The record is from RefSeq and is a predicted model, not a curated record.
UCUUGCGUUGUAAAUGCCAUACUCAUCCACACCUCCAGAUGGCAGUAAUGUCCCGCUUUUCCCACUGAUAUUCCUCGAAGCAGAAAGAAACACACAUCACAGAGCAUGAUGAUUCAAUAAAACUAUCUAUAUGCGUUCGUCUUGACCCAGUUUUCAGACUAUAAUGCAGAAGAAUGCUGUCUACAGAAAGUGAUCCAGUCUAAAGUCUGGCUGAGUUUUGGUUGGCCAAAGAAUGAAUAAACACUUAAAAAGGUUUGGUCAUGAAGGUUUGUUAUGGCUCUCUGUUUGUGGUUUGUUGCAAUAUUCCCAGUAUCAUGUUGGGCUCAGGAGCUUUACGAAACAGUAGACGGUGAUGUUUUCCAGCCUCAGAGCGCUCUUACGGAUAUGGAGUUUUCCACCGUGAACUCCUACCGUGGACCUGGAAACAACGACCGUCGAUCUAAUAAAGAUCUACCCAUCCUUUUGUGGUGGAGCUCCAAUCUCUUCCCUCAUUUCCCAGAAGACACCGAGCGCGUGGACUGCUCUCGCUCAUCCUGCAUGGUGACGCGCAACCGCAAAGUCCAGCUGUAUCGCCGCACGGCGUCCAUCAUCUUCUACGGCACGGACUUCAGGGCUUACGAAGCCCCGCUGCCACGUUUGCCCCAUCAAACCUGGGCGUUGUUCCACGAAGAGUCGCCCAUGAAUAACUAUCUCCUCUCUCACAGCGUCGGCAUCAGGCUCUUCAACUACACGGCCACAUUCAGCAGAGAGUCCGAUUAUCCUUUAACCCUGCAGUGGCUGCCGUCGCUGGAUUAUCUUCUGACACCGAGCGCUGUGUCUCUGGAGGAGAAGAACCGCUGGAGACGGGCCGGUCUUGCCCCUGUCCUCUACAUGCAGUCUCAUUGCGAUGUGCCUUCGGACAGGGACCGAUACGUGCAGGAGCUGAUGAAAUACAUACAGAUCGACUCGUAUGGGAAAUGUCUUAACAACAGACCUCUGCCUGCACAUCUGGAGGACACCAGCACGGCCACCGGUGAGGACGGACGCUUCAUGAGCUUCGUUGCCCGUUAUAAGUUCCACCUGGCUUUAGAGAACGGCCUGUGUCCGGACUACGUGACCGAGAAGCUCUGGAGACCCAUGCACCAGGGCUGUGUGCCCAUAUACAGAGGAUCGUCUUCAGUGGCCGACUGGCUGCCGAACAAUCGCUCCGUCAUCCUCAUCCACGAUUUCCCCUCUCCUCGAGAUCUGGCCCAACACAUAAAGGCUCUGGAUGGAGACGAUGAAGAGUACUCGCGUUAUUUAGAGUACAAAACGCCUGCCAAGAUCACAAACCUGCGUCUGUUGGAUGGGUUAGAGACGAGGGAGUGGGGCGUUAAUGAUAUGAGUAAACCCAACUACCUGAACGGCUUUGAGUGUUUUGUGUGCGAUCGAGAGAACGAGCGGCUGAACGCAUUAAAAGCGCACAAGAAGAAUCCAGAACAGAACCCCAUCCCUCUACCAAAGAUGGCCAACGGAUCACACAUGGGAUGUCCACUUCCCACUCCUGGAUACGGAUCUGUGGAGAGCAUCGAUCGGAAUGACAGCUGGCUCCAGAUGUGGCCGCAGGACUACUGGCAGAGUUUGGAUCAGGCCGAAGGUUUAGAGUCGCUCAUCAGACAUAAUGCGUCUGACCCGUCUUUACUAUGGCAGCACAUGCAGAACAUCGCUGCCAGGAGAGCUAAAGGUCAAUGAGUUUACAUCACAGAUAUGAAGAAUGAGGCUUCACCAAACAUCAUUCAAUCUCAUACUGAAGAGACAAUCCUGAAGUGAAUGUGUGCAUAUACAAGUCACACAUUAUAUACAGAUCACAAUGAUCUUCUUAUUAAAAUAUCCUUCUUUUGAUUAAAUUCAUCAUGUUACAGAUGAAUAUUACUGCAGCUGUGAUGAACACACUUCAUCAUGAUUUUUAUCAAUUACAUUUCACGCCAUAAUUAAAAGAAAACCAUUGCAUCAUCA